Stegodyphus dumicola is the source of this 795-nucleotide messenger RNA. Its product is annotated as tigger transposable element-derived protein 6-like. The record is from RefSeq and is a predicted model, not a curated record. NCBI's taxonomy places the organism in Eukaryota, Metazoa, Arthropoda, Arachnida, Araneae, Eresidae.
AUGGAAAGAAGAAAAGUUGAAAUUGCUUCUUCUGAAUACGCUGCAGAUGACGUUUUUAAUGCGGACGAAACGGCUUUGUUUUUUAAGAUUUUGCCAGAAAGAACAUUAGCUUACGAAGGAGAUAAAUGUGUUGGAGGUAAUAAAGCUAAAGAGAGACUUACAGUUUUGAUUGCAGCCAACAUGACUGAGUCACAAAAAUUGCCUCUGCUCUUUAUUGGAAAAUAUCUGAAACCAAGGUGUUUAAAAAAUGUUCAGAAGAUUCCUGCUGCAUAUUAUGCUAAUAAUAAGGCCUGGAUGACUGGCAACAUUUACGAAAAAUGGUUGAGAGAUUUAGAUAACCGUUUUUCAGCAGAGAAGCGCAAAGUUCUCCUAAUUGUGGACAAUUGUACUGCACACAUGGAAGUCACUGGGCUUCAGGCACUCCGUGUGGAAUAUCUACCACCAAAUGCAACUGCAGUUUUACAGCCAAUGGAUCAGGGGAUAAUCAAUAGUUUCAAGCGAAAAUAUAAGACAGUGCUCUUACAAAGAGUAAUCCUUGGCUUGGAAAGGGAACAACCUUAUCAGAUUGAUAUUCUUGGUGUAAUGCAUUUAUCAAUCAAUGCAUGGAAUGAUGUUUUAGAUGAAACAAUUUCUAAAGCCUUUCGACAUGCAGGUUUUAUUAAAGAAACAGACGUAACUGAAGAAAUCCAUGACAAUAGAUCUCACGACGAAGAUGAGGUUCUCAUGCAUGAACUUGCCGUAGAAAUCCACAGUUGUCAGAACUUUCAUCGAGGAUUUUUUAAAUGUGGAUUCUAA